Gossypium raimondii (Peruvian cotton) is the source of this 1785-nucleotide messenger RNA. RefSeq names its product WRKY transcription factor 1. NCBI's taxonomy places the organism in Eukaryota, Viridiplantae, Streptophyta, Magnoliopsida, Malvales, Malvaceae. Gene Ontology annotation, biological process: regulation of DNA-templated transcription. The record is from RefSeq and is a predicted model, not a curated record. Gene Ontology annotation, molecular function: DNA-binding transcription factor activity; sequence-specific DNA binding.
UCCUUUAUUUUUUUUAAUUAUUUUAUUGGGAUUAGACUUUAACAACCUGAAUCGCUAUUUCCCCCACUCUGACUCUACUUACUUCCCCGAUUUUCACUUUCCGACUCCAACCACCAUCUCCGGCGUGAUCUACGCCUCUCAUCGACUCUUCUAAUCACGCUCUUUCCGCCUGAUAUACGGUUAGGGUUUCUUGAUGCUCUCAUCCACACUUGCAUAGCUAGAUGGUUUCUUUAGGGGAGUGUGUAACGGAUGAAGUUGGUACGGAUAAAGUACAGAGCCCGGAUGCUGGAAGUCAUGCAUUGCAACAGACCUCUGAUAGUAAAAUUCAGUCAUCACAAUCUGAUGAAGGGAGAGGAACCCUUGCACUUAUAUCAGAGGAAAAUCCACUUCCUAUUUCUGUGAUCCAUGCUUCACAGUCACAGCAACAAGGUGCUUACUCUAUGACAUCCAAGAAACAAUCGCUGACUCCCUCUCCAUCGCCUGGUAUUGAUGGGAGCAGCCCCAUUGUACGUGAGAAAGCCUCAGAGGAUGGGUAUAACUGGCGUAAAUACGGGCAGAAACUUGUUAAAGGAAAUGAAUUUGUUCGAAGUUAUUACAGAUGUACACAUCCAAACUGCCAAGUGAAAAAGCAAUUGGAACAUUCACAUGAUGGGAAAAUGGUCGACACUGUUUAUUUUGGUCAGCAUGAUCAUGCAAAGCCGCUGAACCCACCCGUAGCUGUUGGCUUUGUUGUCUCUGUCGUUGAAGAGAGACUAGAUAAUGCAUCUCCAACUGUUAUCAAAGACAAAUCAUUGGGUGCACAUAUCCAAACACCUCGCCUGAUUGAGCCAGGGGAUAGUUCUCAGCCUUUACCUAUUGCUGCUAGUGAAGAUGUGAAAUCAAAAUCAAAUGGGAUGCAAAAUAUUGCUGGUAAUGAUGAUUGUCAUCUCAUCUCAAAACGCAGAAAGAAAGAGAGCGAUAAUGUUGAUGUAUCUCCAGUGCAUAAACCAACAAGUGAAUCACCUAUGGUUAUUAAGACACUAAGUGAGGUUGACAUCGUAAAUGAUGGGUACCGUUGGCGCAAAUAUGGCCAAAAAUUAGUUAAAGGCAAUCCUAAUCCAAGGAGUUAUUACAGGUGCUCAAAUCCCGGAUGCCCUGUCAAGAAGCAUGUGGAGAGGGCAUCUCAUGAUGCAAAAUUGGUUAUAACUACAUAUGAGGGAAAACAUGACCAUGAUUUGCCUCCAACUAGGACUGUUACUUAUAAUAUAAUUGGCUUAAAUGUUGAUUCAGCAGCUCAUAACAGUGAAUCAGGCACCAAGGUAGAAGAAAGGGAGACCAUUAAUUCUAGUUCUGGAGCCGAGAAUAAACCGAGCGAGCAAUCGAAUGGCGAGUCAAGAACUAAGUUAGAAGUAAGUGGUACUGUUCAUGUUUGCACAGUUGAUGCACCUACAUUGGGUCCUGAAAGUGGGUCAAAUGAGCAACGGAGUGGAAAGUUAGAUCACAAUGAAGAGAGUGAAGUGGUUGGCUACACUGCUCAUAGUAAAUCAAGUUCUCAGAAUACGAAUGAGCAGAUCAGUAGCAAAUUCGAAGCAAAAUGGAAAAAUGGUAUUGCUGACAGUGAUAAGAUGGUCCAUGUCCAUAUUCUUGGGGUGUUCGUAUUCGCAAUGAUUGAUUCGGAGUAUCAAUAUUGGCAAGCAACCCCCAUGUGUAAAAUUAUUCAACCAGUUUAAAUAAUGCAAGAUUAAGAUGUAGAAUUUUAUCUUACGGAAAGAUCUGAUAUAAAAUAGGCUAAUGUUUAUUGAGAAA